Vanessa tameamea is the source of this 1465-nucleotide messenger RNA. It is a transcript of the gene Alg2, whose product is annotated as alpha-1,3/1,6-mannosyltransferase ALG2. The transcript has a single exon. Gene Ontology annotation, molecular function: GDP-Man:Man(1)GlcNAc(2)-PP-Dol alpha-1,3-mannosyltransferase activity; alpha-1,3-mannosyltransferase activity. The coding region runs from base 123 to 1385 and encodes 420 amino acids. Gene Ontology annotation, cellular component: endomembrane system. The record is from RefSeq and is a predicted model, not a curated record. Lineage: Eukaryota; Metazoa; Arthropoda; Insecta; Lepidoptera; Nymphalidae.
UUUCUGAAUUUCAGUAAAAAAUCAAUUUGUAUUUUGUCGGCAAAAUUUUAAUUUAGAGUGUAGAUGUGACGACAGGCCUAAGUGAUUUCAAUUAACACUUUACAAUUAUUCGUGAAGUUAAAAUGGUUAAGAUAUUAUUUCUCCACCCGGAUUUAGGCAUUGGUGGGGCCGAGCGAUUAGUGUUAGAUGCCGCAUUGGCCUUCAGAAGCAAAGGCCACGAAGUCGCUUUUUACACAAAUCAUCAUGAUCCUACGCAUUGCUUUGCCGAAACCAAAGAUGGCACUUUUCCCGUGACUGUAAUUGGCGAUUGGAUUCCACGUUCUAUAUUCGGUAGAUUCAAAGCAGCGUGCGCUUACGCUCGUAUGAUGUUCGCCGCUGCCUAUUUAGCUUGGCAUGUCAUUCCAGCAGAAGAGCCGACGAUAAUUUUCUGUGAUCUAAUAUCAUUAUGCAUUCCAUUUUUAAAAUUAGCCAGAGGACCUUUUAGAGUAGUAUUUUACUGUCAUCAUCCGGAUAAACUUCUUACCACUGAAGGCGGUUUACUGAAAAAAGUGUAUAGAGCUCCAUUAAAUUGGUUAGAAGAAUUUACUACAGCUCGUGCAGAUAAAGUUUUGGUGAACAGUAAAUACACAGCCAGAGUAUACCAAGAUGCAUUUCAAAAAAUCAAAGAUGUCCCUGAUAUAUGCUAUCCGUCAAUAAAUACAGCAUUCUUUAAGAGAACUGUACCAAAAUGCUUGAAGGAGAUUGUACCUGUGGGAAGUGACAAGUUCACUUUCCUCUCAAUAAACAGAUAUGAAAGAAAAAAGAAUUUAAAGUUAGCUUUACAAUCAUUAGCGGAAUUAAAACAUAUUAUUGAUGACUCAGACUGGGAUAGAGUUCAUUUAAUAAUGGCUGGUGGUUUUGAUCCUAUUAAUUUGGAAAAUAUAGAACAUUUUAUGGAACUUACUGACCUAGCAGCAGAACUUGACCUAGUGGACAAAGUAACAUUCAUGAAAUCUCCUAAAGAUGUAGAAAAAGUAUCUCUCUUAUAUAAUUGUAAGGCAUUAAUAUACACACCCUCUAAUGAACAUUUUGGAAUAGUGCCUUUAGAAGCAAUGUAUUAUAGUAAGCCAGUUAUUGCUGUGAAUAGUGGAGGCCCGACAGAGACUAUUGUUAAUGAUGUUACAGGAUUCCUUUGCGAACCAAACUGUCAGUCAUUUGCUGAUGCCAUGAGCAUGUUAAUAGUGAAUCCAGAAUUAUGUGAAAGACUUGGUGAAGCAGGAAGGAAAAGGUUUGAAACUAAAUUCUCUUUUGAAGCUUUCACAAAUCAGCUGGAUGGAAUAUUAACGAGAGAAAGGCAGCUCAUCUCCGAGGCGAGAGCCAAUGAAUAUGAAAGAAAGCAUAAAUAACAUGAUGCCGACACUCCAACAAUAUUUGACAUUGUUUGAGUGUUGAAUUCAAUUUGAUCUCCUGUGAUGACAGUUACUAA